This is a messenger RNA of Nicotiana attenuata, 776 nucleotides long. RefSeq lists its product as uncharacterized. The record is from RefSeq and is a predicted model, not a curated record. The transcript has a single exon. The annotation marks the transcript as partial. Lineage: Eukaryota; Viridiplantae; Streptophyta; Magnoliopsida; Solanales; Solanaceae.
AUGGAUGCUAUCAUAUGGAAUGUAAGGUCAGUGAACACUAAGCAAGCUUUUGAAAGAAUAAUUACAAUGCAUAGACAACAUCAUUUUGAAUUUAUUGGGAUUCUGGAGCCUAUGCAACAAUCUAACAAAAUUGAGAGAUAUAGGGCAAGGAUUGGGUUAGCACAAGCUGUGGUAAAUGUUUCUAAUAAGAUUUGGGCAUUCAUAGAUGAAGUUUUUGAAGUUGAUAUUCUGUAUAAUAUGGCACAGCAGCUGACUCUUAGAUUAUUUCAUACUGAAACACAUGUUGAGCUGGUUCUUACUCUAGUAUAUGCAAAAUGUGAUCAUAUAGAAAGGAUUGAACUAUGGGAUUCUUUAUAUGCAAUGGCUGUAGAUAUGAGUGUUCCCUGGUUGGUAGGAGGAGAUUUUAAUGUGAUAUGGGAUGAGGAAGAAAAAUAUGGAGGAUUACUUGUGUCUCUCAAUGAAGUAGAUGAUUUUAGACAUUGUAUGAAUACCUGCAACUUGACAGAUUUGGGCUUUAAAGGGAGUAUCUAUACAUGGUGGAAUGGGAGAUCUGAGGAAGAUUGUAUCUUUAAGAGACUUGAUAGAUGUUUUGGGAAUGCUGAAUUGCAACAGACUUUUCCUGGUUUGGAAGUUACUCACUUGUCCAAAACAGGAUCUGACCAUAGACCAAUGUUAUUAAAAUGUGAUAUUGAAACUUCUCCUAUUAAGAAACCUUUUAGAUUUCUUAAUUUCUGGGUUAAACAUGAAUCAUUCAAAGAUGUUGUUAAAGAAAAUUG